ACAAAAACUACAUACUACUUUUUUGUGCCUUUCAUUUCAUUUUCUCUCUUUGCUGUCUUUGAAUUUAAGCAUUUUUUUUAAAAGAAAACGUUUAAGUUUUUAAGUCAUGCAGAACCCCUCAGCUCCAAUUUAUGGCAAAAAACCGACGACCGGCAUCCCCGUGCCGGGCCAGUUACAAGCUAAUCAUCCCGGAACUUGGUCCACUGGACUUUUUGACUGUUGCUAUGAUGUCCCAAACUGUUUCAUAACUUGGUUUUGUCCAUGUAUUACAUUUGGACGGAUUGCAGAGAUCGUGGACCAAGGAACUCCUUCUUGCUGUGCAAGUGGAGCUCUGUAUUUUUUGAUACAAGCAUUUACUGGAUGUGGAUUCAUCUAUUCAAGCUUUUAUCGUACAAAGAUUAGGAAACAAUACAAUUUGUCAGAAAGCGCUUCUGGGGAUUGUUUGCUUCAUCUCUGCUGUGGAAGUUGUGCUUUGUGCCAAGAGUACCGUGAGCUUAAACACCGUGGAUUUGACAUGUCUAUUGGUUGGAAGGGAAAUAUGGAGAAGAACCAAAACAAAGGGAUAGCAAUGGCUCCAGAAGUUCAAGGAGGAAUGACUCGUUAAAUGGACAAAAUGUUGACUUGUUCAGUGUGAUAUAUGUAUUGCUCUUUCUUUAAAAAAAAAAAAAAUUGAGAUAUGUAAAUAUUGCUCUUGUCCUCGCAAGAUGUUAUAUUGGUUGUUGAUUGCUUAUGAUAAAAAAAGUGUAUUACUUCUUUACUAUCCUUCACCUUCUAUGAUAAUUGUAAGAUGUGUACUUGUUACCUAGUAUUGGGUGGGUUUGGUGUUGGGUCAAAAAAAUUGAAUUUUUGGGGCCCGUAAUUCAAGUCAUCUUUCUCGGGAGGAUUUCCUGACAUUUGUUUUUGCACGGACUGUCCUUCUUUUGGGGUGGUCUUUAAUUUUGAGUAAAGUACCUAUAUAUACAUAUUAAGGAGAAAUAUUUACAAAUCAUAUAAUAGUUUUCUAUUUAUAAAACAUAACAUUACAAACUCUAUAACAAACAUA
Lycium barbarum (goji berry) is the source of this 1042-nucleotide messenger RNA. RefSeq names its product protein PLANT CADMIUM RESISTANCE 3-like. The coding region runs from base 107 to 604 and encodes 165 amino acids. The record is from RefSeq and is a predicted model, not a curated record. The transcript has 4 exons. Lineage: Eukaryota; Viridiplantae; Streptophyta; Magnoliopsida; Solanales; Solanaceae.